Messenger RNA from Hemicordylus capensis (graceful crag lizard), 4445 nucleotides. RefSeq names its product HECT domain E3 ubiquitin protein ligase 2 (gene HECTD2). The transcript is spliced from 21 exons. Gene Ontology annotation, biological process: protein polyubiquitination. Bases 913 to 3369 code for a protein of 818 amino acids. The record is from RefSeq and is a predicted model, not a curated record. Gene Ontology annotation, molecular function: ubiquitin protein ligase activity. Lineage: Eukaryota; Metazoa; Chordata; Lepidosauria; Squamata; Cordylidae.
UCCCGGCUGUGUGCUUGGGACAGUGCCGCUUUCCUUGACGCUACGGAGUUUUCGUAGCCGCGUGGCCUCUCGGCCUCCCACCCAUCGCGUUUCUAUGAGAUGCUGCCUGUAAACAACAUGGCGGCCUCGCUUUCUGACCCCGGGCUGUAGGUGGCGUGGUGGCUAUGUGGGGUGCGAGGAGUCUGGCCGAGCCCGCCGGGGGAAGUGCUGGGGAGGACGGGGGCGCCGGGAGGAAGAGAGAGGAGCCUCACCAGUCUGACAGCUCCGUCUGGGGUUUCCUCCCUCACCAGCCGGUGGGGGGAAAUUAGUGGGGGCGGCAGCCGCGGCGGUGAGGCUACCGCCACGUCUCGUCUCUUCCGCGCGGGGGUGCCUCCAGUGCCGGCCGGCUGGGUGGUGGCAGCUGAACACGCUGCCGCCGCCGCCGCCGCCUCUGCUUUACUGGGGGCGGCCGCCUAGAGAGGUCGUCGUUCUUCUGAGGCUGGCUGAAGAGACUAGCGGGGAGAGGAGCUUGGCAUCUGGUGGAUGCUCGGCGGCGGGACUGGGAAAGGGAGGCGGCAGGCGCGCGGUGCGGUGCUGGGGCUUUAACCCUACCAGGCAGCGAGGGGCUGUGGUGGUGGGUCGGGCAGAGGAAGCAACUGCGAGCCGCUGCUGAGGACAAGUGGGGGGAAGAGCGAGCAGGGGAGUUGAGGAGGUCGGUGGGAGCGAGGCUGCCGCUGUCCGCUCCUUGGGGGAAGGAGUGCGAUAGUGCAUGUGGUGGGUGGUUGUGCGGGCCUCUGAGGUAAAGAGGUUGUUUGAGGUAAUUGGCGGGGGCGAGGAGGAAAUUCGUGGUGCGCCUUUUCUGGGGGCUGAGCAGGAGAGAGGAUGGCGGCAGCCCCGGCACAGGCGGACAGGGAGCAGCCCCGCUAGAGAGCCAUGUCGCUGCAAAGCACGCCGCCUCCCGCGGCCACCUCGGAUCUCCUCCUGCCCGCGGUCGGGAACAAGCGCUUCUUGCUGGGUUGCCAAAUGACUGAGGAGAGCUUGGAUCCCCCGUCAGCGGAGGCGGUGGGAGCCGAGCAGGAAGAGGGGGUGGCGGCUGCGGAGGAGGAGGAGGAGGAGAAGGAAGGAGGAAAAAAAGCGGGGAAGGAGGAAAGCGAGGAACUGCCUCCCGCCCUGACUGGAUCUAGAAGAGCUUCUGGGGGAUUGGAGAGAGGACCCAAAAGUGAUAUUUCCCCUUUCAACAGCUUCAUUUCAACUAUCAGCCAAAAGCAAGAAGAUGCUGGAAGUGGAAGUUCCCCUACAGAAUUUGUUCUUGCAGACAUAAAAAAUGCAAAGGAGCUUCCAUCCCUUGGCCAUGAUGUUCGGCAAAAACAACGCAACUCUGUAGAUCUUCUUCCAGCAGAAAUGAAAAUUUCGGUCCCUCCAGAACCUUCUCUUCCCAUCCAAAGAAAAACUCUGAAAGAACUCCGAGAGGACAUAGACACAGCGAAGUUAUCAGGUGACUGGAAAACAGUGUAUGAAUUUUAUUCAGCAACAUUUGAUUCUUUUUCAGGAGUUAAUACUUCAUUUAAGAAAUAUGCUGAUGCCCCUUUUAAUUCCAUUGAAGACUGUGGAGUGGAUACUAAAUUUGUGAAUGCUGUUUAUGAUGCCUUAAUAAAUUUGCCUCAAGAUAUUCAGAAGUGUGUUCUAAAGGGAAUAAUUAAUGGUUUAUUACAGGAAUGGAAAGGGCCACGAACAAAAGAUGAUCUUAGGGCAUAUUUUGUACUUCUACAGAAUCCUCUUUUUAGUAACACAUCAACGUAUGUCAUUUACGCUCACUUGCUAAGACAGAUUUCUGCCUUAACAGAAGCUGAUCAUCACUUCUUAAAUCACUGGUUUAAAAAGUUGUCACAGAAGAGAUUCAAGCAGGUGAUGGACAGAUUGUUACAAUUUAUUUCUUUGCGCCUGUUUCCUGCAAAACCUGAAGAAUUGCCUCCCUUGGAGAAGUGUACUUGGUGGAUUCCAUCAGCAACCAAAACCUUGUCUUUAUUUAAUUCCGCAAAUAGUCUUGCCAACCCUCCUGUUGUUCCAUAUACGGAUUUCUAUAAUUCUACACUGGAUCAUAUUGAUCUCAUGGAAGAAUAUCAUAAUUGGCAAUGUUAUGGAAAUUCUCAUAGGUUUUCCUUCUGUCAAUAUCCAUUCAUUAUUUCUAUAGCAGCAAAAAAACUUAUUAUUCAGAGGGACUCAGAACAACAAAUGAUAAACAUUGCACGGCAAAGCCUCGUGGACAAAGUCUCUCGGAGGCAGAGGCCUGAUAUGAAUAUGUUGUUCCUUAACGUGAAAGUGAGAAGAAUGCAUCUAGUUAGUGAUUCACUGGAUGAGCUGACCAGGAAGAGGGCAGAUCUGAAAAAGAAAUUGAAAGUUACAUUUGUAGGGGAAGCUGGUCUUGACAUGGGUGGUCUAACAAAAGAAUGGUUUCUUCUUCUAAUUCGACAGAUUUUUCAUCCAGACUAUGGCAUGUUUACCUAUCACAAGGACUCUCGCUGCCAUUGGUUUAGCAGCUUGAAUUGUGACAAUUACUCUGAAUUCCGAUUGGUUGGAGCUCUAAUGGGACUAGCUGUCUAUAACAGCAUCACCUUAGAUAUUCAGUUCCCACCAUGCUGCUACAAAAAGCUGCUGAGUCCUCCCAUUGUACCUUGUGACCAGAAUACACCUGUAGGAAUUGGUAGUGUUACAAUAGAUGACCUAUGUCAGGUUAUGCCGGAGUUGGCCCAUGGACUAAAUGAACUUCUAUCUUAUGAAGGAAACGUUGAAGAAGACUUUUAUUCAACCUUCCAGGUUUUUCAAGAAGAAUUUGGGGUUAUAAAAACAUAUAGCCUAAAGCCCAGUGGUGAUAAAAUUCCAGUUACCAAUCAGAAUAGAAAAGAGUAUGUGCAGCUCUAUGUAGAUUUCCUUCUCAACAAAUCUAUCUACAAGCAGUUUGCAGCAUUUUAUCAUGGAUUUCACAGUGUCUGUGCUUCAUAUGCAUUGAUGCUACUUCGUCCUGAAGAAGUCGAAAUUCUAGUUUGUGGGAGUCCUGAACUGGAUAUGCAAGCUCUCCAGAAACAUACUCAAUAUGAUGGCUACCAGAAAACUGAUCUUACUAUCCGAUAUUUCUGGGAAGUCGUACUUGAAUUUCCUCUUGAGCUUCAAAAGAAGCUCCUACAUUUUGCUACAGGAAGUGACAGAGUACCAGUUGGGGGAAUGGCUGAUUUGAAUUUCAAGAUUUCCAAGAGUGAAGCAUGCACAAACUGGUUACCCGUUGCCCAUACUUGCUUCAAUCAGCUCUGCCUUCCCCCUUACAAGACCAAAAAGGAGUUGAAGCAAAAGCUAACAAUUGGAAUUUCAAAUGCCGAGGGCUUUGGCUUAGAAUAAAGAAGACUUGAAAAGAACAGCAGAUGUAGCACUUGUUUUUCUCUUAUUGUGCCUUUAAAGCUUUUCAUGUUCCUAUCUCUUAGUACUUUAACGGUCUCACCCCCAAACUGUGUGGAGUUGUUUUUUAAGAGGUAGAGUGUACUCACUUUUCUGUAUAGAAAUAUAUUUACUGCUUUCUUUCAGGAAAAGCAACUUUGUACAGUGUUCAUAAUCCUCACAGUCCUUGAUGGAGAAUAUAUAUAUUUGCCUAGGUUAAAUGACAAGGACUGCCAAAGGAGCCAACUCCUGUUGCCUCAGGUUACCCAAGCUGCAGGCAAGAGAUGCAGAGUACUUUAUUGUUGAUCAUCAUAGGUUCAGAUCAUGUAGAUUCCACUGGGAAACGCAACAUAUAAAUAUCUUUCUUAACUCGUUAAGCCCAAUGGUGGUAGAUUAUCUUCACUGCACACACUACAACAAAGCUUAUAUCUGCCAUUAGCGUGAGGCCAGUGGCUAUGUUUUCAUGCUGAGGCAAACUACAGUUUAAGGUAGAUGUAAUAUAUAGUAUUAAUACUCUGGUUUUCAUUCUCAGAGAUGAAUUAAAUUGUUUUUAAAAGCAUGUAAAUAACUGCCUGUGGGAUAAUAUGACUCUGAUAGUGCUAUUUACAGCUAAAGAUUUAUUUUUCCAAAGUAUAGGUUUUCAGAUGUUAUAUAUUCUGCCUUUACAGAUGAACAGAGUUGAUUGUACAGGAAUGUAAAAGCUGAUAUUUUAAAUUUAUCCAGAUCCAUGGACCAACUUUUAAGUAUUAAUCUGUUUGCAUGUUUAUUACUGUAUAUCAAAUUGGCAGUAAGCUAGAUGGUUUGGCUGUUGUACUUUUGUAACUGAAGAAGGAAAUUUAAUGUUUAAUUGUAAAUCUGGAUUUGUUUACUUUAUAGAAAACAAGUCACCUCUUAGCACUAUGAGAAGUCUAAGUUUUGAUAUUUUUAAAUUAUGCAUCUUUUAACUAAGGACUUGAUACUGUAAGUUGUUUUACAUGAGGUUUAAAAUAAAUUGAGCAAGUUUUUAUACAAAAGUGAAUAUAAUAAAACGGUAUCAAAUA